AAGGCAGAGCCAUGGAGGUUGUAACACAUCUGGUGAAUGACACUGUAGAAUUUUACAAAUGGGGCCUUACUAUAGCAGACAAGAGGGUGGAGAACUGGCCAAUGAUGUCAUCUCCCGUCCCCACUUUGGCCAUCAGCUGCCUGUACCUGCUCUUCCUGUGGGCGGGGCCUAGAUACAUGCAGGACCGCCAGCCCUAUGUACUCAGGAAGACCCUCAUAGUCUACAACUUCAGCAUGGUGGUACUCAACUUCUACAUCGCCAAAGAGCUUCUACUAGGCUCUAGAGCAGCCGGGUACAGUUACCUCUGUCAGCCUGUCAACUACUCCAAUGAUGUCAAUGAAGUCAGGAUAGCAUCUGCUCUCUGGUGGUACUACAUCUCCAAAGGAGUGGAGUUCCUGGACACAGUCUUUUUCAUCCUGAGGAAGAAGUUCAAUCAGGUCAGCUUCCUCCACGUCUACCAUCACUGCACCAUGUUUAUCCUUUGGUGGAUCGGCAUCAAAUGGGUCCCCGGCGGACAAUCAUUUUUUGGUGCAACCAUCAACUCUUCCAUCCAUGUCCUCAUGUACGGUUACUAUGGCCUGGCAGCUUUGGGACCUCAGAUGCAAAAGUACCUCUGGUGGAAGAAAUACCUCACCAUUAUUCAGAUGAUCCAGUUCCAUGUGACCAUCGGCCAUGCAGGUCACUCCCUCUACACAGGCUGUCCGUUCCCCGCUUGGAUGCAGUGGGCUCUGAUUGGCUACGCCGUCACCUUCAUCAUCCUCUUUGCCAACUUCUAUUACCACGCUUACCGACGCAAACCUUCCUCCACGCAGAAGGGAGGCAAGCCCGUCGCAAACGGCACUUCUACGGUAUCUAACGGUCACAGCAAAGCGGAGGAAGUGGAUAACGGGAAGAGGCAAAAGAAAGGAAGAGCAAAAAGGGAGUAAAGCAUGAGGAGGGGCCUGCGUGGCAA
Molecule: messenger RNA, 952 nt
Organism: Plectropomus leopardus (leopard coralgrouper)
Lineage: Eukaryota; Metazoa; Chordata; Actinopteri; Perciformes; Serranidae
Source: RefSeq, a predicted model, not a curated record